This is a messenger RNA of Neohortaea acidophila, 2349 nucleotides long. RefSeq lists its product as uncharacterized. The record is from RefSeq and is a predicted model, not a curated record. Bases 1 to 2349 code for a protein of 782 amino acids. Gene Ontology annotation, biological process: carbohydrate metabolic process. Lineage: Eukaryota; Fungi; Ascomycota; Dothideomycetes; Mycosphaerellales; Teratosphaeriaceae. The transcript has 10 exons.
AUGAAGUGGACCCUUCUUGCCUCCACCGCUGCGGCGGCGUUUGCGUCUGUCGCCAGCGCCAUUCAGCUUCCUAUUGGGUACGACAAUGUGUGGAAGACGCAGAGCAAGAACUCCGCCGGCUCCAUGCCGUUGGGCGGAGGAGGUGUUGGCCUUAACGUCUGGGCCGAGGCUGGAUACAUUUAUUUCUACAUUGCGCAGAAUGCUGCGUUCGACGAGAACAAUUCGCUGCUCAAGCUCGGACGAGUCAGGCUCUCCAUGGAUCCCAAUCCAUUCGCCGUCAAUUCCAGCAUGUUCGAGCAGCGAUUGAAUAUCAUCGAUGGAUACAUCACGUUCCAGGGCGAUUACAACACCACCCUCACCAUGUGGGUCGAUGUGAGCACCUCUGGCAUCCAUGUGGAGCUCGAAGGUGAUACUCCGAUGAACUUGACUGCUGGUCUGGAGUCGUGGCGGACCAGCGGAUAUACGAUGGUUGAGAACGAGCAGCAGCAAACGUCCUGGGGUGUGAUUUAUGUCCCGGAAUAUAUUCCCCUUCCAUAUCAGUAUCCCGAUACCGUUGAAUAUGCCGAUGGAGGCGUGUUGAGCUACCACCACAAUACGGAGGCUCCUCUAUUCGAUUUCCAGAUCAAGCAGCAGGGUUUGCAGGACCCGGAGUCAUACUUCAACCCCAUGACAAACAAUACAUUCGGAGUGUUCAUGUAUUCGCCGCAGCUGAAGAAAGGCAAGACCAGCAAGGGCAAAUACAUCAGCACCAACUACACCUCGUUCAACCUCGUCUCCAAAACAAUGUCCAAGUCUUUUGACUUGUACGUCGGCGUCGGGCAGAACCAGACUACAGACGUGAGCUCUUGGACAUCAACACUAGUCUCUCAGACCAAAGCAUUGUCCAAGCAAGUCCACUCCACGACCAUCGCCUGGUGGAACGCCUUCUGGGACCGCUCGUGGAUCAUCAUCAACCCGGAUGCAGGUGGUUCGGACCCCGGUUUCCAAGUCGGCAAGAACUACCAGUACUUCCGGUACAUGAUGGGAUGCAAUGCGUACGGGAAGUUCCCCACGCGCUUCAACGGCGGGCUCUUCACUUUCGAUCCGGUGCUCGUUGAGUCGGACACGCCGUUCACGCCUGACUAUCGCAAGUGGUCUGGCGGCACGUUUACGGCGCAGAACCAGCGGCUUUUGUACUGGCCGCUCUUGAAGACGGGCGAUUGGGACAUUAUGCACCAGGAGUUCAAUUACUACAACAAUAUCUCGCCCAACAACCGGAAGCUCGGCCAGCUGUAUUUUGGUCUUGAUGUCGGCCUCACCUCAGAGCAGAUUGACAAUACUGGCCUCCCAAAUGUCUACGAGUACGACGCGCAAGAAUACAGCGCCAACGAGACGCGGACAUACCUCUACCCCGACGGCAUCGACUUCAACAACUACCUCUCCUGGCUGCAAGACACGGCCAACGAAUUCGCCGACCAGAUCAUCCUGUACAAGUCCGUGUACGGCGACUCGAUCCAGGAGUGGCUGCCGUUCGUCGAGUACCAGCUCGCAUGGUACGACGAAUUCUACCAGAAGCGCAACGGCUUGCUCAAGAAUGGCACUCUGAUCAUCUAUCCCGCUUCGGGGGCGGAGACGUACAAACUCGCGUACAACCCUGCGUCUACCGUGUCGGGACUUGUGCGCACCAUUACCGAUCUCUUGGAUAGUGGCGUCGACUACGUCAAGGGGAACACGACGUACUAUGAGGAAUAUCGGGCGCGAGUUCCUCAGACGCCACUGAUUCCGUGCCCGGGUGCUACAUCGCUUACUUGCAUUGCCCCCGCGCUGAACUACUCUUUCACUGAAAAUACCGAGCCGGUGGCACUGUACCCUGUUUUCCCGUGGAGCGAGUACGGCCUCGGACAGCCGACCAAUCUGUCCUACGCAUACGACGCAUACUUCAACGACAGCGAAUCCGGCUCUUUCCACGGAGAUCCACCCUACGGCUGGCGCCAAGAUCAAAUCUGGUGGGCACGCAUGGGCCUCACCGACCUCGUAACGACAAACUCCAUCUACCGCUUCGCCGACUCGACGACCUACCGCUUCUCCGCCUUCAAAGGCCCCAACUACGACUGGUCCCCAGACAUCAACCACUACGGCAGCGGCGCCAUCGGCCUGCAAGAGCAACUGCUGCAGACCUUCGCGCACAACAACACGCAAAUCCGGCUGUUGCCCGCUUGGCCCGCGAAUUGGACGGGCUCGUUCAAGUUGCUCGCGCCGCAGCAGACUGUCGUGCAGGGGACGAUUGAGGGGUUGCGGAUCCCGGAUUUGAGCGUCACGCCGGCGUCGCGCAUGAGCGACGUGACUGUGGGCACGCCGGCACAGAACUAG